AUGAGUAGUGGGUAUUCCUCAGCACCAAGUGUGUCGCACACAUCCAGCGAAGCCGACUUGAAUCGAAUCGAGAGUUAUGAAGAUGGAGUCGACGAGGAGGCUUCAGAUGAACAGCGAAUGUGUGGUUUGAGCGAGCUCGUCACAUCAUGUCUCACAUCGUCAAAGUCAUCACGCCAGAAGGAUAGUUUUGAAGAUGACGAUGACGUUCCCAUAGAGAUUGUUGGAACUUUGAAAAAGUCCAAAUCCAAAAAGAAGAAGCAGUGCCCUCCUAAUAUUACCAUAGAGAAGAAGAACGGCAAUUCGUCACCUUUCCUAAAGUCAAGUCAGUUUACUGAUGUACCACCAACGAUACGAUUCUACACAAAAGGAACUAAAGUAACAAAACCUGCUAGAAAAAUUCAGUCCCGGUUGACAUGGUGUCAUAAUAGCCUUCUACCGAUUGUGAUGCGACAAACUUUAUCUGCAAGUCAUUUCACAAUUGUUGAUGAGUCACUUUUCCAUAUCGGAUACUGGGGACGUCAUCUAAAGUCAGCCCAGUAUAAAGCUCUCCAACCACAUCAAAAAGUGAAUCAUUUCCCGGGAGCAUUUCACAUCGGAAGAAAAGAUCGUCUAUGGAUGCACAUUCGAAAUCGACUGGAACAUUUCGGAGAAGAAUUCGAAAUCAUGCCGUUCACCUACAUCCUUCCAACGGACAGACAAGAACUAUUGAAGUAUUUGGAAACUGAUGUGAAUAGACAUGUUAUUAUCAAACCGCCAGCAUCAGCCAGAGGGUCAGGGAUUACUGUAACUCGAAAACCGAAAGACUUCCCAACAACGGCUACAUUGGUUGCUCAACAUUAUAUCGAGCGUCCAUUAACUAUCAAUCGUGCCAAAUUCGAUCUCCGUCUUUACGCCUAUGUACCCACAUUUGAACCACUCCGUGUGUAUAUCUAUGAUCAAGGACUGGUCAGGUUUGCCAGUGUUCCAUACAACCCAUCCGUUACAAACAUCUCAAACAAAUACAUGCAUCUCACCAACUACAGUAUAAACAAAUUGGCAGAAGCAGAUGGUAUUGCCAAUAAACCAGUGCCUAAAUGGGCUCUUCAUCAACUUUGGGAUUAUUUCGAUCAAAUGGGAGUGAAUAGUCAGAAAAUCCAAAAGGAGAUUGAAGACGUCAUUGUGAAGGCGUUCAUUUCUUGCGAAAAGCCUAUCAGAGAGCACAUGUCGCGAUUUUUGGAACAAGAAUUCAUUUGCUACGAAUUGUUCGGAAUCGACAUUAUUCUUGAUGAAGAUUAUAAACCAUGGCUUUUGGAAGUCAACAUUUCGCCAUCCCUUCAUUCGGGAACCUCGUUGGAUGUGUCUGUGAAGGCUCCACUUGCUAAAGAUGUAUUAAAUUUGGCUGGUAUACAUGUUCCUCCUAGUUUCGAUAAGCUCCACACAGCGGAUUAUAGCUGUCGUCCACGAAACGGCACUAAAACAAGAGAGCAAUUGGUUAAAGAAGCAUCAUGGGUAGCAGCGUAUAGAGAUCAACACGGAGCCAUUGACAAUCGGAUUUUCAAACGGCUGACUCCUGAAGACACACGAGCGUUGGUGGAAUUUGAAGAUGAGCUGGAUAGAAUCGGAGAUUUCAAAUUGGUGUUUCCAACAGCUCAAACUGCUCAUUAUCAGAAAUUCUUUGCCGAACCAAUCUACAUGAAUAUUCUGCUUCAACAAUGGCAAAUUGCACAGGAAGGUGAUCGGUCUAUUGGAAUCGAUCGUCUCGAACAACUGUGUCGUCAAAAACACAUGCAAUCAGAUCAGGAAAUUUCAUUCUAA
This is a messenger RNA of Caenorhabditis briggsae, 1794 nucleotides long. RefSeq names its product Protein CBR-TTLL-4 (gene Cbr-ttll-4). The record is from RefSeq and is a predicted model, not a curated record. NCBI's taxonomy places the organism in Eukaryota, Metazoa, Nematoda, Chromadorea, Rhabditida, Rhabditidae. Gene Ontology annotation, cellular component: cilium. Gene Ontology annotation, biological process: microtubule cytoskeleton organization; protein polyglutamylation. Bases 1 to 1794 code for a protein of 597 amino acids. The transcript has 8 exons. Gene Ontology annotation, molecular function: ATP binding; metal ion binding; tubulin binding.